AACAACCUAUUCCAUGUUCUAUUUGUGUACUGCUUCCUAUGAUUCUCCUUCGUUUAUUGUUUUACUCUCUUCCCUUUUCUCCAUCUCCUAAAACCAAUCUCUCCUAUUCCACCAACAUUAACAUCACGUACCAUCCUUUUCUUUUUCCUUUUCCCCUUUCUUAUGCAGGUAUAGGCAUGCACAAUUCAAAUAAGUUAUAUUCAAUCGCACAAUUUCACACUUUUACAAAUCUUCACUAGAGAUGGAAGCCAAGUCAAUGCCAUCUUCCAAGGUUUGAGCCUCCAACUUUUCUCCAACUCAUUAACAAGAAGCACAUAUAUGGCUUUUAUGGGGGACUCUAUGGCCAGGAACCAAUUAGAGUCUCUUUUUUGCAUGUUAGCCACUGCUUCAACUCCCAACCUUGUCUACAACUACAAUAAAGGCAAGAAUAACCAGUUCAACCGGUGGCACUUUCCUUCAUACCAUGCAAGCAUAUAUCUACUUGUAUUGUUCGACGUACCUGUUAUACACGAAGGGACGUUAGGAGCAAAAACGAAGGAAUCAGAUACACAAGAGAUUGUCUUGUAAUAAGAUGACAAGUUCAAACACAUCCAAAUCCAAUGAUAUAACCCUCUCUCUUACCUCCAAAUUUCUUCCUUCUCUUUUCUAUGUUCUCCCACCUUUCGCUCUAAUUUGCUUUUGCUUUUACGCUCUCUACUUCACAUCAUCUCCAGCAAAUGACCUUCCCCUUUUCAACUCUGUCACCAACCCCGCUCUUCAAUUUCUGCUUCUACGUCUCCAGUUUAUGAGAAGCCAUGUGACUACUCCAAUGGCAAAUGGGUCCGUGAUAAGAGAGGCCCUUUGUAUAAUGGUACUACCUGUGCUAUGAUCAAAGAAAGCCAGAAUUGUAUCAUCAAUGGGAGGAAUGACACCAGCUACCUUUACUGGAGAUGGAAACCAAGUGAUUGUCAUCUUCCAAGGUUUGAACCAAACAUUUUUCUCCAACUCACUAAGAACAGGCAUGUAGCUUUUGUUGGAGACUCUCUAGCUAGGAACCAAAUAGAGUCCCUUCUUUGCAUGCUAGCCACUGUUUCAACACCAAAACGUGUCCAUCACAAAGGUUCCAAUAAGUGGCACUUUUCUUCUCAAAAUGCAAGUUUGUCCUUCUAUUGGUCCCCAUUUCUUGUGCAAGGUGUUCAAAGAUCAAGCACAGGUCCACCUCAUAAUAUAAUACAUUUGGAUCUUGUUAAUGAGAAGUGGGCUAAGGAGGUGGACCAAAUGGACUUACUUGUGCUAUCAUUUGGUAAUUGGCUUUUGGUUCCUUCAGUUUACUACGAGGGUGAUAAGGUUAUAGGUUGCUUAAACUGUACUGGUCUUAAUUACACUGAUAUUGGUUUUUAUGGUCCUUUCAGAAAGGCUUUAAGGACUACUCUUAAUAGCAUAAUUGAGAGGAUACAAGGUAAAGGAAAUGACAUCCAUGUAAUUGUGAGAACAUUCUCUCCUUCUCAUUUUGAAGGUGAUUGGGAUAAGGGUGGUACUUGUUCAAAGACUAAACCCUAUAGAAAGGGGAAGAUGCAACUUGGAGAAGUGGAUGCAGAAAUCAGAAAGAUUGAGAUGGAAGAAGUGGAAAAUUUUGCUAUGUCAAGAGCCAAACAACUAAGAGGGUUUAGGUUGGAGGCACUUGAUGUAACAGAAUUAGCAUUGUUGAGACCAGACGGGCAUCCUGGUGCUUAUAUGAAUCCUUUCCCAUUUGCAAAUGGGGUUCCAGAGAAUGUGCAGAAUGAUUGUGUUCAUUGGUGUUUGCCAGGACCUAUAGACACAUGGAAUGACAUUUUUCUAGAGAUGGUGAAAAGGUGGUCUUGAUCAGCCAAGGAGUGAAGAGUGAGGCAUUCCUCUUACCUUGUUACUUCAUUGCACCAAUUCUUCAGCCACUCAUGUUAUGUAUUGCAUGAGAGUAUUUUUGGUGUAUUAUUUAAUGCUGGUAGGAAAAGAUGCAGAAACAGUUUUUUUUUCUCUUCUUUUUUAAAUGAUGAGUAGAUUUUUUUUUAGUGUACACUUAUUUUUAGGAUAGUUAAUUAAAGAGUGAAGUUGGAAACAAAUUAUGGACACGAAAAGGUGGUAUUCUCUUUAGGUUAAAAUAUUAUUUUAAUUUUUAUAAUUUCAUUUAUUUUACUUUUUUUCUUAUAUUUUAACAUAAAUAUUUUUAGUCUAUAUUUAUUUUUCAAUC
Molecule: messenger RNA, 2206 nt
Organism: Cajanus cajan (pigeon pea)
Lineage: Eukaryota; Viridiplantae; Streptophyta; Magnoliopsida; Fabales; Fabaceae
Product: xyloglucan O-acetyltransferase 1
Cellular component (GO): Golgi apparatus
Molecular function (GO): O-acetyltransferase activity
Source: RefSeq, a predicted model, not a curated record